This is a messenger RNA of Fomitopsis serialis, 1623 nucleotides long. Its product is annotated as ATP-utilizing phosphoenolpyruvate carboxykinase. Lineage: Eukaryota; Fungi; Basidiomycota; Agaricomycetes; Polyporales; Fomitopsidaceae. Gene Ontology annotation, molecular function: ATP binding; phosphoenolpyruvate carboxykinase (ATP) activity. The transcript is spliced from 9 exons. Gene Ontology annotation, biological process: gluconeogenesis. The record is from RefSeq and is a predicted model, not a curated record. Gene Ontology annotation, cellular component: cytosol. Bases 1 to 1623 code for a protein of 540 amino acids.
AUGGCCUACCGCACGCCCUACGUGACCCCGCACAUUCUCCACAAGAACUAUGCUCAGGCUUUCGAUGCCGAGCCGUCCAAGCUGGUCGGCCGUGACUUGGAGUACUUCUCCCAGGCCGGUUUCGACAUGGACCGGAUUCAGAUCAAGCGCAACGCGCCCGUUGCUCAGCUCUACGAAGAUGCCAUCCGAAAUGAGGGUGCCGUCAUCUCCGCGAGCGGUUCGCUGAUCAACUUCUCGGGCAAGAAGACGGGGCGCAGCCCAAAGGACAAGCGAAUCGUGUACGAGGAGACGAGCAAGGACGAUAUUUGGUGGGGGAGCGUCAACAUCAUGAUGGACGAGCACACGUUCGAGAUCAACCGUGAGCGCGCCAUCGACUACCUCAACACCCGGGACAACGUCUACGUCUUUGACGGGUACGCGGGUUGGGAUCCGAAGUACCGCAUCAAGGUCCGUGUCAUCUGCGCGCGGGCUUACCACGCUUUGUUCAUGAACAACAUGCUCAUCCGCCCGACGGAGGAAGAGUUGUUGGAAUUCGGCGAGCCGGACUUCAUCAUCUACAACGCGGGCCAGUUCCCGGCGAACCGCUUCACGAAGGGUAUGAGCAGCACCACGUCUGUCGAGAUCAACUUCAAGCGUAUGGAGAUGGUCAUCCUCGGCACCGAGUAUGCGGGUGAGAUGAAGAAGGGUGUCUUCUCUGUCAUGCACUACCUCCAACCGGUCAAGUUCGGCCAGCUCUCGCUGCACUCGUCUGCCAACGUCGGCAUCGAGAACAACGAUACGACGCUUUCCGCCGACCCGCGCCGGAAGCUGAUCGGCGACGACGAGCACGUCUGGUCGGACGAUGGCGUGUUCAACAUCGAGGGCGGGUGCUACGCGAAGUGCGUCAACCUCUCCGCGGAGAAGGAGCCCGAGAUCUACAACGCGGUGCGCUUCGGGAGCAUCCUCGAGAACGUCGUGUACAACCCGAUCUCGCGCGUGCCCGACUACGACGACGUCAGCAUCACGGAGAACACGCGCUGCGCGUACCCGAUCGAGUUCAUCCCGAACGCGCAGAUCCCGUGCAUGGUCAACCGCCAGCCGAGCAACAUCAUCAUGCUCACCUGCGAUGCGUUCGGUGUCCUCCCACCCGUGAGCAAGCUCUCGCCCGAGCAGGCGAGCUACCAUUUCCUCGCGGGCUACACUUCGAAAACCCCGGACGGAGGACGGCGUCCUCGAGCCAUCCCGACCUUCUCGACGUGCUACUCCGCGCCGUUUAUCAUGCUCGCGGAGCGCAUGUCGAAGAAUAACGUCGACUGCUGGCUGAUCAACACGGGCUGGACGGGCGGCAAGUACGGGACGGGCAAGCGCUGCCCGCUCAAGUACACGCGCAUGAUCGUCGACGCGGUGCACUCGGGCGAGCUCGCCAAGGCGGAGUACGAGACGUUCGGGACGUUCGGCCUCCAGGUCCCCACCCACAUCGAGGGCGUGCCGCGCGAGCUGCUGAACCCCCGCUUGGCGUGGACGGACAAGGAGGCGUUUGAGAGGGAGGUGAGGAAGCUGGCGGGGAUGUUCCAGAAGGCGUUCGCGCUGUAUGAGCAGGACGUGGAGGAGAAGGUCAGGCUUGCGGGCCCGCAGGUGGCGUGA